This is a messenger RNA of Amphiprion ocellaris (clown anemonefish), 5313 nucleotides long. It is a transcript of the gene n4bp1, whose product is annotated as nedd4 binding protein 1. Gene Ontology annotation, molecular function: RNA binding. The transcript is spliced from 12 exons. Bases 259 to 3216 code for a protein of 985 amino acids. Gene Ontology annotation, biological process: negative regulation of proteasomal ubiquitin-dependent protein catabolic process; negative regulation of protein ubiquitination. NCBI's taxonomy places the organism in Eukaryota, Metazoa, Chordata, Actinopteri, Pomacentridae. The record is from RefSeq and is a predicted model, not a curated record. Gene Ontology annotation, cellular component: nucleus; PML body.
CGCCGUGAGGAGCACACUUCACUGUCGUGUUUUGAUGACGCCAUCACUGGGACUUUCCGGAUACGUCACUCGGGGCUUCCGAGUUAUUAAGCUAGCUCCGCUGCUGUGUUCAUGUCGUUAGACGCCGUAAACGUUGCCGCGUCGCUCCGGAAUACGAAACAAAGGACACCAUGAAAACCCCAAAAGCUCCCAGCGGCACAGAAACUGUUGGAAAUUAAGACGUCGUCGUCAGGAGCGACGGUCGGACCGAGAGGCGGAAUGUCAACAACGCGGCCCCUCCUCGGAAUGAGACGAGUCACCGAGCUAACGUGCCCGGAGCAGCCGACUAGCAGGCUCCCUGCGUCAGCCGGCAGGCAGCAGCAAGAGGCCGCCACCGUGGACGAGUUCACGGUUCUGGAGGAUAAAGAAGAGGAGCUGAAAUGUGCCAAGCCUCGAGUUGAGCAGGUUUUUAAAGUGACGUUCACCAUUAUCGGUCUGUUGGACCACACAGGACAGCAGCACGGCAGCAAAACAUUACGGCAGAUAUGGCUGCAGCUCAGAGGCAACAGAGACGACGUGUCGAAGGCAAAGGAAUAUGUUCGAGGACUGUGUGACCCAGAACUGCAGAAAGAAGAGCGUUACCCGGUGGACAUGCACUGUAUCUUCGCCGGCGCCCGGGGGCUCUUUUUGGACAGACUCAUCCGGGACACGAGCGCUGAAGUUCUGGUACCUGAACCGGGCCGUCUGCGGCUCUUGGGUCGGGCUGAACCGGUCGUGAUGGCCCAGAGCAGAGUUCAGCAGUUUGUAGCACUAUUCCAAGAGAAGCAAAGUCUGCCAAGUGACAGAGAACCGAUGGUGAAACGAACGUUCAAGUCCUUUGUGGAGGAAAGGGAUGAUAAGUACACUAUGGAGCUUCUGCUGCUGCCCAGCGCCCUGAAGGAGGAGCUACUGGGGCUGGUUCACAGCCCCACAAGCACUAACACAUCUUCUCUGGCUCUGCUCAGCCAGGCGCUACAUCCUAGCGUGACAGAGGUCGACCAGGACCGAUCGCAGAGUAGCACCCCUGUGACGGAGCUUUCCAACCGCAUCCUGGACACCAGCUUCGAGGAAAGAGGGACGGCGGCGGCAUCAUCUGUCACCGGGAAAGCAGGAGGUGGGAUCGGUUUAGGCCCCGAGGCCGUCCUGCUUAAUGGCACCCGGCCUUCACACAAGCGGCGCUCAUCCGAGAGCGAGACUCGGGAUACAAAGAGACAAUAUUCCCUGGAACGAAGGGAGGAGUCACCGGAGAGAGCAAGGGAGAGGGAACGACAGCGGGACAGAGAGGGUCGAGGAGGCAGCAACAGCUGUAGAUCCAAAACCCCAUCAGCUUCAUCGUCCCUCUCCUCCUCCUCCUCCUCCUCCUCCUCGGCUAAAGCGAACACAGUGGUCGGUCAGAUCAUCCUGGACUCCAGUGAGGGCGUCUCAGACGACGGAGAGGCAGUCAGCCCAGAAACCAACCUCCGCUGUCUGGUCAAUUUUUUCAGAACCAUGGGCUACCAGCAAGAAGUGGUGGAGCGCGUCGUCAAGGCAACGGGACAGACGGAAGACACCUUCCUCGUCCUGGAAAAAAUUGUGGAGGAAACCAAACGUUGUGAAGAGGGGUCAAAAGGAGGGGAGAAAGAGAGACGAUUGAACUCUGUGCGUAAUUCAGACGCUCCCUCCUCGUCAUCAUCCUCCUCGACAGUCUCUCGCUUCAGAGAGAAGGAGCUGAGCAGGACGUUAGUGGAUCCCGGCAGGUCCAAAGAGAACAUUAAACCCAACCAGCAUGGGAGCAGUAGCAACGGGUUGGGCCACCGGAGGCAGUGCAGCGGUAGCGAGACGAGCACUCAGCAGGCCAUCACUAUCAAGAGGAGUUCUAGUGCUCAAGGAGGAGCAGGAAACUAUGAGGUUAUAACUAUUGAUGAUGAUGAUGAUGUCAUCCCCACGGACACCAAAACAGCAGAUAGCAGAACGUCUCGGGUGAUGACGGUCGCACACCUCGACACACAGUCAGGAUCCAGAACUGACUACCUGGCCAGGGGAGGGGGCGGAGUCUCGCAGAGGGAUUACCUGUCUCGAGGCGGGACUCAGACUUUAGGAGGGUCAGUGAAAGUUGAGAACGUGACGGCGCUUCGCAGUACGCCUCAAUGGCUCACCGCCACCACGACCUCCUUGGCUUCGACCCCCAGUUCAGCUCAGCCUAUCCCCCGACCCUCGGCCUCUCCCUACCAGACCAUCGGACACAUGGGUUUUCACGGGGGUUUGGCCCGGACGCCCCCUGCCAACGACCCACCUGCCCCUCCGGUGACUGGUUUGGCUCGUUUCCACCAGUCGCUGAGGACUCCCUUCACCCUGAAUCUGCCCAAUGAGCCGGGACGUCCAGAGCUGAGACACAUCAUCAUAGACGGCAGCAACGUGGCGAUGGCUCACGGCCUUCAUCGGUUCUUCUCCUGUCGUGGUAUAGCGCUGGCAGUGGAGACGUUUUGGAGAAGAGGCCACAGAGAAAUCACAGUGUUCGUCCCUCAGUGGCGUCAGAAGAGAGACCGACUCACAACAGAACAACAUUUUCUAAACCAGCUAGAAGACCUGAGGCUGCUGUCCUUCACUCCCUCCAGAGAAGUUUGUGGCCAGAGGAUAUCCUCACAUGAUGAUAGGUUCCUGCUCCACCUCGCCGAAAAAACAGACGGGAUCAUCGUCACCAACGACAACCUGAGGGACUUUGUCAACACCUCGAACACCUGGCGCAAGAUCAUUCUCGAGAGAUUGCUUCAGUUUACUUUUGUGGAGGACCACUUCAUGAUCCCCGAUGACCCUCUGGGGAAAGCUGGACCUCACCUUGACAUCUUCCUGCGAAAAGACAACAGGAGGGCUCCAGCCACUCCUCCCCCUCUGAGACCUCCAGACUUCCGGCCGUCCUCCCAGCAGCAGAACCCGGUUUACGUCCAGGCCCUUCAGUCGGCUCCUCGGACCCCCACGUCCCUGAUGCCCCACCCCACCACCCACUGGCCCCACUCCGGUCCCCCCGAGUGGCACCCGCCUCGCCGCUCCCCCUCGCCGUCGCCCUCGCCACCGCCCCAGCGGUCGCCGGGGGAGACGUCGGAGCUGAAGAGGAAGCUGUACGACAUCUUCCCCGACCAGAAGCAGCGGAUCGACCGCAUCCUCAGCGACAACCCAUAUAUGAGAGACUUGAACGCCUUGUCUGGGCUGCUGCUGGGAUAAAUGAAAAACUGGCUCAGUUAUGAGAAUCACACACGCAAGAAUAUACAUAUGUGUGUCUGCAUAUAGGUAAGUUAUUUUGCCCUCUUUUCCAACUCGGAGGACGUGGAUGUUAUUUUUUUUCAUUGUUAUUGUUUUCCAUAAAGACUAAUCGUCAAACUAGCUGCUAUUGGCAAGAAGUAUUUUUUGGGAUGUUUAAGUUUUUCCCUCUUGGUUUGCUUUAAAAAUGAACAACACUGGUGUCCACAGAGCCAGUGUGUUAGCAAAUUGCCAUAUUUGUCCAGCAGCAAAGUCUGUAUUGUUCACAUGGUAAUAAAUCAUUACAGUUCCUUGACAAGAGUCCAGAGUUUCCAUGAAUGUGGGACCAGCGCUGGGAUGAAAAAAGUUUCGGACCAAGAACAGUAAGCUGAUUUUAUGGGACAGCGGCUCCAUCUUUAGCACACGAUGGGUUUCUUCUCCUAAACUUUGUUCACCGUCAGACUUUUCAACACCUCUCACAGACUCUGAGCUUUUCUCUCAAUAAAAUUUGAGCUUUUUUGUUGAUAGGUUACCGACACUGGCAGGUUUUGCAUGUUUUUUCAAUUUUCAACAUACUACUUACACACUUGUUAUGUUCUGGAACAGGAUGAAGUCUGCGUCAGGGAGGUUUCUGAACUCAAAUCAGGAGUUUUGAGCAGUUUGCAGUCAUUCAACUUUCACAGGGGGAAAGCUGAGUUGAAACAUACGAUAUUUAAACUUCAUUUCAUUACAGUGUACUUGUUGGAGAUCAGUUUUAAUCAAGAUCACAGCAGUGUCUUUUUUUUUUGAAGAGCAUUUCAGGAAGCAGGAUGAGAUCUUUAGCUGUCAUUGAACAUAAAUCCCUAAAAAAGAAAGAAACUUUCUUUUUAAAAGAAAAAUUACAUAGAAGUUUUAAUUUUUGCCACAGAAACACAUUUGAAGCACAUUUGAGGCUGUAUAAAUGGGCAGUAAUUUCAACCUAUAUGUUAUUUGUUAAUAUUAUUUAAGAUUCAGCUUCGUGUGUGUAUAUAUCCAGGCUGAAUUGAUAUCAUUUAUAAAUUAAUUUUCCUUAUUAAAGCAACACUGUUCAUCUCUAUCCCCUCAAAAAUGCCACCUCUAUUUCCUGUUGGUUCACAUGAUGCUUUAAUAUGCGGCGAAUUUGCCCUACUAAGGUAGCACAUGAUAGAAAUUGGUUCUGUGCUUAAGAAUGUAUUUUCCUCUGCAAGAAAUGUGUAUUUUCAGAAACUGUCUUAACAGAGGAAAUUCUAGUGAAUUUGAGCAUAACAACAAACCACUAAACCCCAUUGUGUUUUAUUGCUGAUGUUCUCUUUUAGGUCUGUUUUGCUGCUCAAACCUGCUUUUUAUACACAAUUUUUGGGGAAAAAAAAAAAAACAGCUGCGGAAAAGCCUGAAUUUGCUGCUCUGAUCAUCUCAAAGUGAACAUCACAUCGACAGGGAUUUGAUAUUCGGUUACGUUUGACCCCAGAAUGAUUUGUUCCAGGAAGAUUCAGUCACUAGUUCUACAUUUUUGUUCUGGGAUGUGAGUUUUGUCAGUCCAUCUGGUCCGAGAUGGAAGCAAACACUACAAGAGUUUGGAUUUAUCCAUCGUAGAUUAACACCAGAAGUUUGCUCACCUGAAGAAAAAAAUGUGUUCCAUUUGUAAUUAAUGUUUGAUAGCUCAAUUUAAUGCACUGGACAUAAGAGACGGUGUAGUGAGGGAAACAACGAUUGACUGAUCUGAUGAACCUUCGAAUACCUGUAGUGUUUUUUGUUUGUUUUUGUUUUUUUAACUCACACACCCGGAGAACGUGGGCUUCAGCUUGCAUAUUUACUGUGCAUCGGAGUUUUUGUAAAAUACAAUCACACUUCAUUUCCUUGUAAGAAAAGAACCUCUGCACAAAAACUUUACAAGGUGUCAAAAAAUACUCGUACUUGCUAUGUUGUCGUUGUGAGGAUUACUGAAGGAUUUUUUCCCCCUCUUUCCUUGUAUUAUAAUUCUUUUGUGUAUAUUGAUUUCUUUUUUGUAAAUAUAUGCAUUUUUGGGCUACAGUGCACAUAUGGUUUUAUGUAUGUGAAAGAACAAUAAAUGCAGCAUUCCCCAUA